GUUCGCGUGCGCACUGCACAGUAAGGGAGGCGCCGCCACAGCAGCCAGAUGAAAAGCGACGAUAACUGCGCGCCGCUUCAUUGGCUGCUCAACUAGGAGAGAGCAGUUUCGAACUGAGCGGCUUGUAUGGACAGAGUGGUGUUCGGAAAAUAAAUAAACCGGGCUUGAAAAAGAAGGCGCGUUGAGGAGUUCACGAGAAGGAGACAAGCUGACACGUGCGUACAGAUCGGUGGCGUUACAACUUGAGCUGUUGUCAUGCCUGAGGGAUCUCUCACUAGCUCCCAUGAGGUGCCCAAGUGUGAUGAAUCCUCUCGGUUGUCUACAGCUUCAUCAGUGAGCAGCAAUGAGAGAAUGUCCACAGUUUCUGUCUCUGACGGUGGUACGUCAGGUAGUGCAGACUCGGAUUCUGCUGAACGGCCUGUAAGCCUGGCAUCCACAUUGUCUUUGGAAUCCUCUCGAGAUGGUCAAAGCCUGUACGGAAGCACUGGAGUACUGUUGACCAAUAUAAGUGAACCUGUGAUAGGAGAAUCAAAUGUCAUUUACUUAGAACAUGCUUCUAAACCAGAAAUGGAAUUACAUGACUGGAUGAUGGGUGUUGGAGAGGCACAACACGAAACAUCAGUCUCACCGAGGGCCAAUAACUCAUACAAUAACAACAACCAUCUUUGUAAUAGAGGCAGCAUGGAGAACUCUAGUAGAACAGCUCCCGUCUCGCCCUUUGCUGCUAAGGCCAUGGCCCCCAACCCCCAGCUGUCCUAUGUGGAUCGGGUGGUAGUUGAGAUCAUUGAGACAGAACGCAUGUAUGUUCAGGAUCUUCUUAGCAUAGUGGAGGAUUACCUGGCCCAUAUCAUCGACACUCCUGACUUGCCCAUUAGAGCAGAACAAGUGUCUGCCCUCUUUGGUAAUAUUGAAGAUAUCUAUGAGUUCAACAGCGAAUUGCUCCAAGCAUUGGACAUGUGUGAAAACGACCCAGUAGCCAUUGCUCAGUGUUUUGUAGACAAGAGAUAUGACUUUGAUAUCUACACUCAGUACUGCACCAACUACCCCAAUUCUGUUGCUGCUUUGACUGAAUGUAUGAGAAACAAGAUCUUGGCCAAAUUCUUUCGUGAGAGGCAAGCUUCUCUGAAGCGUUCUCUCCCUUUAGGGUCUUAUCUCUUGAAACCUGUUCAGAGGAUCUUGAAAUAUCACCUUUUGCUUCAGGAAAUUGCAAAACAUUUUGACUCUCAGGAAAAAGGUUAUGAUGUUGUGGAGGAGGCAAUUGAUAGCAUGACAGGGGUGGCUUGGUACAUCAAUGAUAUGAAGAGGAAGCACGAACAUGCUGUCAGACUCCAGGAGGUUCAGUCUUUGCUGAUCAAUUGGAAAGGUCCUGACCUAACAACAUAUGGGGAACUUGUUCUUGAAAGCACUUUUCGACUUCAUCGGGCCAAAAAUGAGCGGACUCUUUUUCUUUUUGACAAGAUUUUGCUCAUCACUAAAAAGCGAGGAGAGCAUUAUGUCUACAAAACACACAUUUCAUGCUCCACUCUGAUGAUGACAGAAAAAGCAAAGGAUUCCCUCACUUUCAGUGUUAUGCACUACAAACGUCCUAAACAGCCUUUCACUUUGCAGGCCAGGACCAUUGAAGAGAAGAAGCUGUGGACACAUCAUAUUAAGAGGCUUAUUCUGGAAAACCACCAAGCUCUCAUUCCACAAAAGGCUAAGGAAGCCAUCUUGGAAAUCAAUUCAAUCUAUCCUUCUAAAUACAAGUACAGUCCAGAGAGGUUAAAAAAAUCCUGGUCUAGUGACUUCCCUGAGGAUGGCAGAGCAGCCAAUCAGAAAGGCAGACGGCAGUCAGAUCCUCCCAAGCACAUACUACCAACUGUAAAAGCUGUUCUCAAGCACGCAGACAGUGAAGGGUCACUUGAAACCACAAUGGGAAUCCUGCACUCUGGGGGCAGUGCCAGCACCCUGUGCUCCAGCCUAGGAGACACUGAGAUUGAAAGACCUAGCGUGGAGGAGGAGGAGGAGGAGGAGGAUGAGGAAGGGGCAGACUGCGAAGAGAUGAGCUUCAGUAAAGAGUCUCUUGACCAUCUUAAUCCUAGUGAAGAGCCCAGGCUUAGGCCCCUGGGCUCAGCCUGCAAGGCUGAGGAAGCAGAGUCUGAUGAGGACGAGAUACUUUUGGGGGACGACCAGGUAGCAGACUUUGCCAGUUCUAUGUUGGCGGCGAUCUCCUGCUGGCAUUAUAGGGCCAGGGCUUUGCUUUCUGCUCGGUUUACAACGGCUGAAGAUGGGUCUGAUCAGUCAGAAGGAAGCCAUUUCAUGGGUCAAAAUAAUGUGCCAUGUGAUAAAGGAAAGCUGUAUGGUGAUUCUGAGUCCAGAUCACUGACAGACCAGAUUCCUGCGGAGUCUGAACAGGCACUUGACAGAGAAUCUUCAGUGAAAAACAUGACUGGAGUUUUAGACGAAGCCCAUCCAGCAGAUACUGAACGCACAGAUAAGCCCGUCCUUUUAUCACCGACAGAGCAUCCUAAUUUUGUGCCAUACGACCUAGAGGAGCUGCCAGAAUCUACGCCGUUUGACCCAGUAGAAGAAACCAAGAGUGGAUCUGAAUCUUCUGAGGAUGAGGAAGCAGGGUCUGAACAUGAGCCAAAUUACAUCUUACCCCCUUCUGUUCUGGAUAAGGCGGGUGCCAUUGCUGAACGAUUCCUGACCAGCCUCUCCAGACGUGGCAGCGUGAUCCUUGAUGACUGCAGGUCAGUUGGCUGCUCAUCACCAAGGCUGACUAGCAGAAGCAACAGUGCUCUCAGCUUAGAAGCUAUAGAGAGGGCGCAGAGACACAUUAGCACUUCUUCUGAGCCCACUAGUACUUUGGUCUGCCAAGAUGUGACAGCCCUGAAAGCCGCAUCCAGCCAGGAGAACAUGUUGUCCUUAUCUCCAACAUCUGAUAAUCUCUUUGGGUUUGAUAAGUCCAUUAACAGAAGACGAGACUCUACAUUGUCAAGGAGUGACCGCCUUCUUAUCAAUAAGAUUAAAACUUACUAUGAACAUGCAGAAAACCAAGAUGCCAGUUUUAGUAUCAGACGUAGAGAAAGCCUCUCCUAUAUCCCAGCAGGAAUGGUCAGGAACUCCGUUUGCAGAUUCAACAAUAUUCCUAAGGAGGAUCCUCCAUCGGAGCCUGUAAUACAGAAGGCUGAAGACAGUACAGCUAAAAGUACCAGUAACCCCAUUAGCAGACCAUCUUCGUGGACUGAGUCUUCUCAUUCAGACUUUACCAAGGAGUUACCUUGUAAAGUUGUGAGUAGAGAGAAGGAUGAUGCCAAAAUUCUUAAAAAUAAUGAUACUGAGCCAUAUUUUAAUGAAGGUAAAAGCCGGGAGCCAGAUUCAAAUGAGAAUUUUUACUCUUCAAGUGAUAUGAUCAAGGUGUGGGAAGAAAUGGAAAGAGAGAUUAAUGGAACAGAGAGAGGAGUUUCACAGAAUAAUGUCCCACUUGAUGUCUGUGGCCCUGGAAGUUUCAACUCCCACCUUCCAUAUAAGAAUUCUCACCUUGAGUACAGUGAACCACUCACGAUUUGUGAAGAGAGUGACCUAAGUACCAUAACAGAGGAGUCGUCUGAAAAGUCUCCAACCAAGACUUUCCAAAGGGAAAGUGAGAGGCACGUGGGAAGGACCUCAAGGGCUCCAGUCCCAAGAAUUAUCUGUCUACCUUCCAGUAUGGAGAAUGAGAUGUUGUUACAAGACAUGGACAAAGUGAAGAAUAAAGUGUUUCAACUGGCCAGGCAGUUCAGCCAAAAAAUCAAAGGCACAAAGCCAAUAGUGACGCAGCGAGCAUCAAGAAAUAUGGAGAGCCUGCUGCAGGGGAGAAACCUGGCUUCUGUGCAAGAGGAAAAGCCAGACACAAGACGUAAAGGGAAACCAAAUUUGACAUUGACUGUUCCAUCGUAUAACCAAGUGAUCCUCCAGGAACUUACAUCACCUCCCCUGUGCAAAUCUCCCAGUCCAGAUUACAGUGGUAACCAGAGUCCAGCCCAGGCGGCCGACGUGUGUGUUGGUGGUCCUUGUGCGUCGCCACUUAAUCGAGGAAGCUCUAAAAGUUUAAUCAGCCCUUGUCAAGCAGAGAUGUUCAGUUGGCCUGAUGUACAAGAACUGCGCUCGAUGUAUAACAAGAGGGGCUCCAGCAACGCACAGCCUAAAAUGCACUGGGUCGGUCGAAGUUGUUCUGUGCCCGAGAAGAUGCUUGCUCAUUCUGGGGAAUUUCUUGAAAGUGCCCGGCCCACUUGUGGAUUUAGAUUUAACGCGCCAACGCAGAUGCGUGACAGAACGUGUUCCACAAGUGCCGCAGACUCUCACGCCUAUACGUCCAGUCAGGGUGAAAGCCACAGUCAUGGUAGAAUCUGUCGAACAGGCUCUUUAGAUCAACACUUCAGUGGUCAACAGUUGGAAAGCUUGCAGAAUCUGUCCAGCAGGGGUCACUGCUGCAAAAACACUUUCUACACGUCUGGGGAGAGUAACUUGCCCCGCGAUAAAAAGUUGAUUGUUAUUGAGAAAAUGGCAGAAAAUGAUUUACCUGCUGAUUUUCCAGAAGAAGAGGAAGAGCAAAACGUGGACGAUGAAAGUUUUGUGCAAAUCCGUUCCCCCACCACAAGGGAGAAGAUUUCCAUUCGGGCGGUCAUUGAGCGGUGUAAGGCCUACCAGGACUCGGAUGAAUAUCACCAAAGGCAACAAGAAGCGGAGAAAGCGGUUUUGUCAAACAACCACAAUAUUGAAUUCAGGAAGUGCUCCUCUGCCAAAAAAAGCGAAGCUCACCAGCAGAGUCUGGUGAAGAACCUCCGAGAGAAAUUUCAGAAUCUGAGCUCAAACACUUGAGCUCCGUAAGCUUGUUUCCGUGAUGGAUGGUAAGAAAGACUUAAUGGUUUCUUAAUGGAUAUAUAUGAGCUACUGCUUUAAUGAACCAGUCCGUUCGUUUAAAGAUCCUUCAAGAGCCCAAAGAAUUC
This is a messenger RNA of Polypterus senegalus (gray bichir), 4970 nucleotides long. Its product is annotated as pleckstrin homology domain-containing family G member 3. Lineage: Eukaryota; Metazoa; Chordata; Cladistia; Polypteriformes; Polypteridae. Gene Ontology annotation, molecular function: guanyl-nucleotide exchange factor activity. The transcript has 19 exons. The record is from RefSeq and is a predicted model, not a curated record. Bases 256 to 4842 code for a protein of 1528 amino acids.